Molecule: messenger RNA, 603 nt
Organism: Haemonchus placei
Lineage: Eukaryota; Metazoa; Nematoda; Chromadorea; Rhabditida; Trichostrongylidae
Source: the annotation of a GenBank genome assembly
AUGGUGAUGGCUUCUCCACCCCAAGCACCAUCGAAAAAUGGGGUAACCGUUCACGAAAUGAAGACUAUACGUCUCGAAUCAUGUCGAAAAAUAUUUGUACCUAGAGAUUAUUCAUUUGGACUUGAUGUUCACUUCGAAACGCAAUUCCCAAUGGCAUUUCGUGGGAAGAUUUCCGAAUCAACAUGGGAAAAUACAAUUCAAACGAUUAAUUCGAUAUUUGCUGAUGCAGAGAAGGUUUGCUUCGCUACGAUUCUCGAAACGGUUUUAGGGUGUGCGACGUGCUACUGUUCUCGUUUAGUAUCCGAUACCAUUUACCAAAAGAAAAUGAAAAAGCUCAACGAAUUUCUGAAUCUGGAGAAUCAGCAGACAUACAAUCCAGCUGGAUUUCACAUUUUAAGUCCGAUGGAAAGAGGUUUACGAACGGUUGAAAUCUGGAUCCUUACCGAUCCGUCAUCAGACAUCGCGACGUCCAAUUUAAGCCGAUCAGAUACAGCAGGAGGUGUGUGCAUUCUUUAUCCUGAAUCAAGCUCGCAUAAGUAUAGGCGAUUGAUUCUUACAAACCCACCUUUUCUAACCACAGGAAACUUCUGGCGAAUUGCUUAG